GCGCGCGGGCUCCUCCUCCAGAGAUGUCGCAGGAGCAUCUCCUGUCAGCGCGGCCUUUCUUUGCUCCGCUUCUUUUCUUUGACACCUCGCCGCGUCGGAGCCCGGCGUCUUGAUCAUCUUCUCCAUCUUCGCCAUCUUCCUCUUCAUCAUCACCGGCGGUCCCCGAGCAGCAGCGCUAGCCACUUUGGAUCCACGUCCUGUCUGAAGAAUCGGCUAACUUUUGGCCCCUCUCUCCAUCCGCCGAUCUCCCCUUGACCCCGCGCCCGCGUCCAUGGACUGGCUGUGAACCUGGAGGGAGGGGCGACAGGCGAGACCACGGUGAAGAAAGCUGCGAUCCCGUGGCUCCUGAAGUGCUCCUGCUCGCUGUUCUUCAUCCCCCUCCUCCUCCUCCUCCUCCUCCAGUGAUGGAGAAGUGAAGGAGCAGCAGACGGCGAGGCCGAGGAGGAGUUCAAGCAAUAAGGAGUCAAGGAAGGGGUGAGGCGGGCUGUGGAGCACAUGAACAAGCUGUCAGCAGACACACCAGCGGGUCACUGAGCUGAGGACGGACAAGGAGGGAGGAACGCAACACGGAUCCGCCUCGGGUUAUGUCAACAACGGCGACCAUGGGCGACAUGGGCAACAGCACCGUGGAGUUUUACCCCAAAGGGACUCGCGGGGGAGGAAGGGAAGAGGGUGGCCUCGGCGCGGGAGACUUUGGGGUCACGCUGACGGAACUGAGGGAGCUGAUGGAGCUCAGGGGGAACGAUGCCCUGCAGAAAAUCCAGGACAGCUUCGGAGACACAGAGGGCCUCUGCCAGAGACUACAGUCCAGCACAUCUGACGGUCUCAGCGGGGACCCAGCAGACCUGGAGCGUCGUGGUCAGGUCUACGGCCAGAACUUUAUUCCCCCCAAGAAGCCCAAGACUUUCCUGGAAUUGGUGUGGGAGGCCCUGCAAGAUGUCACGCUCAUCAUUCUGGAGAUCGCCGCCAUCAUCUCUCUCGCCCUCUCCUUCUACCAGCCGCCCGGAGACGAAACCGAGUCGUGCGGCAACGUGUCGGCAGGAGCGGAGGACGAAGGCGAGGGGGAGGCCAACUGGAUCGAGGGCGCCGCCAUUCUGCUGUCGGUGGCGUGUGUCGUCCUGGUGACGGCGUUCAACGACUGGUCCAAAGAGAAGCAGUUCCGGGGCCUGCAGAGUCGAAUCGAGCAGGAGCAAAAGUUCACGGUGGUGCGGAAAGGAAAUGUCAUCCAGAUUCCGGUGGCCGACAUGAUGGUGGGGGACAUGGCCCAAGUGAAGUACGGGGACCUGCUACCAGCCGACGGUAUCCUGGUCCAAGCCAACGAUUUGAAGAUCGACGAGAGCUCUCUAACGGGAGAGUCUGACCACGUACGCAAAUCUGUGGAAAAGGACCCAAUGCUGCUCUCAGGCACUCACGUGAUGGAGGGUUCAGGCCGCAUGCUGGUGACGGCAGUUGGCGUCAACUCGCAGACGGGCAUCAUCUUCACGCUGCUUGGGGCCGGAGAUGUGGAAGAAGAUGGCAAAGAAAAGAAAGAGGACAGUACUCAGUUGCUGGUCAACACAGACGCCAGUUUCAGCACAGUCACCAACGGAAAACAACCCGAUGGCGCCGUGGAGAACAACCAGAACAAAGCCAAGAAGCAAGAUGGCGGUGUCGCCAUGGAGAUGCAGCCCCUCAAGAGCGCGGAGGGAGGAGAAGUGGAGGACCGAGAGAAGAAGAAGACCAACAUACCGAAGAAGGAGAAGAGUGUCUUGCAGGGCAAGCUCACCAAACUGGCGGUUCAAAUUGGCAAAGCAGGUUUAGUGAUGUCUGCCAUUACUGUUAUCAUCCUGGUGCUCUACUUUGUCAUCGACACCUUUGUUGUUGACGGCCACGUUUGGGUGACAGAAUGUACGCCGGUCUACGUCCAGUACUUUGUCAAGUUCUUCAUCAUUGGAGUCACCGUGCUUGUGGUCGCCGUGCCGGAGGGUUUGCCGCUCGCCGUCACCAUCUCUCUGGCCUACUCUGUCAAGAAAAUGAUGAAGGACAACAACCUUGUGCGCCACCUGGACGCGUGUGAGACCAUGGGCAACGCCACUGCCAUCUGCUCCGACAAGACGGGCACGCUCACCACCAACCGCAUGACCGUGGUUCAGGCUUACAUCAGUGAUGUGCACCACCGCGUGAUCCCGGACCCAGGACAGCUCAACCCCCGGACACUGGACAUAUUGGUCAACGCUAUCGCCAUCAACAGUGCCUACACCUCCAAGAUCUUACCACCGGAUGUGGAGGGAGGUCUGGCCAAGCAAGUGGGCAACAAGACGGAGUGUGGCCUCCUGGGAUUUGUACUGGACCUGCAACAAGACUACAUGCCUGUCAGAGAGCAGAUCCCUGAAGAGAGACUCUACAAGGUGUAUACCUUUAACUCGGUGCGUAAAUCCAUGAGCACAGUGACCAAGCUGCCAGAUGGUUCCUUCCGUCUCUACAGCAAAGGAGCCUCCGAGAUCAUGCUAAAAAAGUGUUCUUACAUACUCGAUCCCAACGGAGAAUCUCGGACUUUCCGCCCACGUGACAGAGAUGAGAUGGUCAAACAGGUGAUCGAGCCGAUGGCAUGUGAGGGGCUGAGGACCAUUUGCAUCGCUUACCGUGACCUGCCCAACAAUCCAGAACCCGACUGGGAAAACGAGGCCGAGAUCGUGACGGAGUUGACCUGCAUCACUGUGGUCGGGAUUGAAGAUCCAGUACGACCUGAGGUACCGGAGGCCAUCCGGAAGUGUCAGCGUGCGGGCAUUACUGUGCGGAUGGUGACUGGUGAUAACAUCAACACAGCCAGGGCCAUUGCUGCCAAAUGUGGAAUCAUCCACCCUGGGGAUGACUUUAUCUGCCUCGAGGGCAAAGACUUCAACCGACGAAUCAGGAACGAGAAAGGAGAGAUUGAACAAGAACGCAUCGAUAAAAUCUGGCCUAAACUGCGCGUGUUGGCUCGCUCUUCACCAACAGACAAACACACUCUUGUCAAAGGCAUCAUUGACAGCAGCGUCCUUGAACAGAGGCAAGUGGUCGCAGUGACAGGCGAUGGAACCAACGAUGGACCAGCUCUGAAGAAGGCUGAUGUCGGCUUCGCUAUGGGCAUCGCGGGGACAGACGUGGCGAAAGAGGCAUCUGACAUCAUCCUGACCGAUGACAACUUCAGCAGCAUCGUCAAGGCGGUGAUGUGGGGACGAAACGUCUACGACAGCAUCUCCAAGUUCCUGCAGUUCCAGCUCACAGUGAACGUGGUGGCCGUCAUAGUGGCCUUCACCGGGGCCUGCAUCACUCAGGACUCACCUCUGAAGGCAGUGCAGAUGCUGUGGGUGAACCUCAUCAUGGACACGUUUGCUUCCUUGGCCCUGGCCACCGAGCCCCCUACUGAGGCACUGUUGCUACGGAAACCCUACGGCCGCAACAACCCGCUCAUUUCCCUCACCAUGAUGAAAAACAUCUUGGGCCACGGAGUGUACCAACUCGUCAUCAUCUUCACCCUGCUCUUCAUAGGCGAGCGCAUUUUCAACAUCGACAGCGGCCGCAACGCUCCGCUCCACUCGCCGCCGUCCGAGCACUACACCAUCAUCUUCAACACGUUUGUGCUCAUGCAGCUCUUCAACGAGAUCAACGCACGCAAGAUCCACGGGGAGCGCAAUGUCUUUGACGGCAUAUUUUCCAACCCCAUCUUCUGCUCCAUUGUUCUGGGGACCUUUGCAAUGCAGAUCGUGAUUGUGCAGUGGGGAGGGAAGCCGUUCAGCUGCGCUCCGCUCAACAUGGAGCAGUGGCUCUGGUGUCUGUUCGUGGGAGUUGGAGAGCUGCUCUGGGGUCAGGUAAUUGCCACCGUGCCGACGGAGCGGCUGCCGUGCCUGAAGGAGGCGGGGCUUGGUCUGGAGCCGGGGGAGGAGGAAGGGGAGGAGCUUGCAGAGGAUGAAGAGGAGAUUGAUUGUGCUGAGAGGGAGUUGCGUCGUGGACAGAUCCUCUGGUUCAGAGGCCUCAACCGCAUCCAGACUCAGAUGGAGGUAGUGAGCACGUUCAAGCGAAGCGGCUCGUUUCAGGGAGCAGUGAGAAGGCGCUCCUCCGUGCUCAGUCAGCUCCACGACAUGCGGGUGGUGAAAGCGUUCCGUAGUUCUCUGUACGAGGGCCGGGAGAAGCCAGAGUCCCGCAACUCCAUCCACAACUUCAUGGCCCACCCGGAGUUCCUCAUCAACGACCUCAUCCACAACAUCCCGCUGAUCGACGACACCGACGUGGACGACGAGUCCGAGCUCAGCAGAUACCAGCACGUGCACCCGGCCCUUCGCAAGCCGCCGCCCCCGCCCGCCCAGUCCCAGCCCGCGUCCCGCAGCCGCCCCACCCGCCCGUACCGCCAGCACAGCCUCCCAGUGACCCGGUGCAACCGGAACAACAACAACAACAGCAGCACCUCGCCGGUCGCCCCCGGCAACUACCGUCCCCAUCAUCGCCACCAUCGACAUUGCGGCAGGGACCGGUUGGGGAAGCCCCCCGGCCCUCACCUGGCCCACCUGUACUGUGUGGAGACCACCUUAUGACUGGGCGGGGAGGAAAGGGAGGACGCACAUGUGACAUUUCCAUCCAAUCGCUCGACAGGGCGGAUAUGCGGGAGGACAAUGGCUGCUCCUAGAUCUCCAUGACGACACCCCCCCUCCCCACCACCACCCCUUCCCCCACCCUCACCUUGACCCUCCACCCCUCCAGGUAACGAGCUGUGGGUUUGGGGCUAUAGGGCGGCAUGGGGACCACUCUCUCCCGCGUUCCUAUUGGUCACAUGUGGUUGCCAUGACGCCGCAAUGAUCCGCUCGUCGUCCAAUCGUUCAAGCUUUAACUCAUCGUCUGUCACCCCCGCAUGAUAUUUCUUUGAUUUCCUCUCUCUCUCUCUCACUACGUGUGUGUUGUCUCUUAUGGGGGGGGGGAUAACAAAAACAGAAACUUGUUAGAAAAAUACCAAUUUCAGACAAAUAUUAUCCAUUUAGUAUAUGUUGUUUAUUUGAAGCGACAACAAAAAACGUGUCGUAACAGUCGCCAAUACUUCCCCACAUGAUAUAAUGUACGUGUAUGUGUGUGUGUGUGUAUGUGUGAUUCACACACACACACACAUGUAUAUGCAGAACUGUUGUUGGGUGUCCAUGAAUAUGUUUUUUUUAAGCGAAAACUUAAAACUUGUCAUAUCAGUCGCCAAUACAUGAUAUGAUAUACACGUAUGUGUGUGUGAAUCACACACACAUACAUGUAUAUGUGACACAUUGGGCCAUGCAUAUGCAGAACCGAUUUUCGGCGUCUCGACUCCUUCUCAUUGAGCCUAUCAGUAAAAGACGGACAUACAGUACGUUUGUGUAUGAAUAUGUUUAGAUUUUUUAAGCAAAAACCUGACACUUGUCAUAACAAUCGGCAAUACUUCCCCAAAUGAUAGGAUGUACGUGUAUGUGUGUGUGAUUGACACACACAUACACGUAUUUGCGACACAUUGGGCGAUGCAAAUGCAGAACCGAUGUUCGGCGUCUCGACCGCUCCUCAUUAAGCCUACCAGUAAAGGAAGGAUAUACAUGUAUUAAUAUGUUGUUUUUUUGGAGCGAAAACCUAAAACUUGUCAUAUCAGUCACCAAUACUUCCCCACAUAAUAUGAUGUACAUGUAAGUGUGUGUGUGAUUCACACACUCACACACACACACACUUACAUGCAGUUAAUUGGGCCGAUGCGUAUGCAGAACCGAUGUUCGGCGUGUCUCAUUAAGCCUACCAGUAUUGGAAGGACAUACAGUAUAUUUAUGUACGGAUGUUUGUUUUUUAAGCGAAAACCUAAAAAUUGUCAUAUCAGUUGCCGAUACUUCCCCACUUAAUAUGAUGUACGUGUAUGUAUGUCUGUGUGUGUGUGUGUGUGUGUGUGUGUGUGUGUGUGUGUGUGUGUGUGUGUGUGUGUGUGUUUGUGUGUGUGUGUGUGUGUGAGUGAGUCACACAUACACGUAUAUGCAGCACAUUGGGCAGAUGCAUACGCGUUCUGCGUCUCUCAUUAAGCCUACCAGUAAUGGAAGAAUAUACAGUAUAUGUGUGUAUGAACGUUCUUUUUAAGCGAAAACCUAAAAUUUGUGUACGUAUAUGUGUGUGCCAAUCACACACACAUACAUGUACAUACGGUACAUUGGGCCGAUGCAUAUGCAGAACCGAUGUUCGGCGUCUCUCAUUAACCUUACCAGUAAUGGAAGGAUAUACAGUAUAUUUGUGUAUGAAUAUGUUUAGUUUUUUUAUCAGUCGCCAAUACCCCACAUGAUAUGAUGUACGUGUAUGUGUGUGUGAUUCACACACAUACAGGUAUAUGUAGCACAUUGGGCCGAUGCAUAUGUAGAACCGAUGUUCGGCGUCUCGACCGUUCCUCAUUCUCGACGUUCUCUCCCCCACCCUCCAAACUUUGCUUUGCUUCAUGGUUUUUCCUUUGGGAGGGUGCAAAAAAAGCAACAAAAAAAAAAAAAAAACAAGCUGAGUGCUGGCGAAGCGUUAUCCCUUUAAGCGGCAUCAGGUCACAACGCACAGACGACGGCCCUUUAAGACGCACAUGCACUCACCUGCUCACAUGCCAUCGGGGUCACCGCCAUCGCAAACAGGCCCCGCCCCCAAAGAGGAUGACGUAAGAUGGGUUGGACAUGAUCAUAUUUUAUUUCUUUACAGCUGAAGGCCGCGAGUGUGACCGUGCGCGCGCGACUUGCAGGGCAAACCAAGGACAUGAGGCCAGAAUGUUUAUUUUAACUCUCAAUAAAUUCUGAUCGUUGUUUUUUUUAUUUUUAACUGUUAAAUCUAGCGCUACUGACGCAUCAAUGGACUAUUUUUUGGUUUUUGGGUGUACUUCCUGUGUUUUGGGUCUGCUUCCUGUUUCACGCUCUUAUUUUGCUCCCGUUUCCUGUUUUU
Entelurus aequoreus (snake pipefish) is the source of this 6915-nucleotide messenger RNA. RefSeq names its product ATPase plasma membrane Ca2+ transporting 3b (gene atp2b3b). Gene Ontology annotation, molecular function: ATP binding; PDZ domain binding; P-type calcium transporter activity. Bases 585 to 4550 code for a protein of 1321 amino acids. Lineage: Eukaryota; Metazoa; Chordata; Actinopteri; Syngnathiformes; Syngnathidae. Gene Ontology annotation, cellular component: intracellular membrane-bounded organelle; membrane. The transcript is spliced from 27 exons. The record is from RefSeq and is a predicted model, not a curated record. Gene Ontology annotation, biological process: regulation of cytosolic calcium ion concentration; calcium ion transmembrane transport.